Messenger RNA from Cannabis sativa, 2239 nucleotides. RefSeq names its product isovalerate--CoA ligase CCL2. Lineage: Eukaryota; Viridiplantae; Streptophyta; Magnoliopsida; Rosales; Cannabaceae. Bases 14 to 1924 code for a protein of 636 amino acids. The transcript has 3 exons. The record is from RefSeq and is a predicted model, not a curated record.
UUGUAUAGAUAUUAUGUCUUACGUUUUUUUUUUUUUUUUUUGGAAUAUUGGGUUUCAAUUGAAUUGUCCACAUCUUCUUCUUGUUCUAAUUAUUAUUGUGAUUUGUUGCAGAGAAAAUAUUAGAGUUAAAAUGCAGAGGGUGUUGGCAGGGAGCUUACGGUGGGCUUCACAAAUCCACUUACCUUCUUUCUCCUCUUCUCUUUUCUUCGAUAACACCCAAACCCAACUACAACAGUAUCACCAUUUUCACUCUGCUAAAGAUUUUGAACCUCAGUCAUGGAACUCAAUGGAGGGCUUAGUUCAAUGCUCUGCAAAUCAUGUUCCUCUAUCCCCCAUUGGUUUUUUGGAGAGAUCUUCUAAAGCUUAUAGAGACAACACAUCUCUUAUCUAUGGCUCUAUCACAUACACUUGGCUCCAAACUUAUCAACGUUGUCUUAAGCUUGCUUCUUCUCUCACUCAAUUGGGAAUUUCACCAGGAGAUGUGGUGGCUACUUUUUCUUACAACCUACCAGAAAUCUAUGAGCUUCAUUUUGCUGUCCCAAUGGCGGGUGGGAUUCUCUGUACACUCAAUGCUCGACAUGACUCGGCCAUGGUGUCAACCCUGCUAGCACACUCAGAAGCCAAACUCAUCUUUGUGGAACCCCAGUUACUAGAAACUGCUCUAGGAGCACUUGAUCUUCUUGCACAAAAGGACAUAAAGCCUCCAAUUUUGGUGUUACUAACCGAUUUUGAAAGCUUCACUUCAAGCUCAUACCAUAACUAUAAUAAUUUGUUGGAAAAUGGGAGUUAUGACUUUGAAGUAAGACGGCCUAAGAGUGAAUGGGAUCCCAUCAGCAUAAACUACACUUCAGGCACAACUGCAGCCCCCAAAGCUGUCGUUUACACUCACCGCGGGGCCUAUCUGAACUCUAUAGCCACAGUUUUGCUUCACGGGAUGGGGACAAGGCCUGUUUAUCUAUGGUCAGUGCCCAUGUUUCAUUGCAAUGGCUGGUGUCUACCAUGGGGGGCUGCAGCUCAAGGCGCUACCAACAUAUGCAUACGAAAAGUCUUUCCCAAAGCUAUUUUUGAUAACAUACAUUUGCAUAAGGUGACACACUUUGGUGCUGCACCAACUGUCUUGAACAUGAUUGUGAACUCACCUAAAGACAACAUCCACCUCCCGCUUCCCCACAUGGUAGAAAUCAUGACAGGAGGUUCACCACCGCCACCCCAAGUCAUGGCGAGGAUGGAAGAGAUGGGGUUUCGAGUGAAUCACAUUUAUGGCCUCACAGAGACUUAUGGCCCUGCUACUAAUUGUGUAUGCAAACCAGAAUGGGAUGCAUUGCCACCAGAGGAACGAUAUGCAUUGAAAGCUCGACAAGGGUUGAACCAUCUUGCGAUGGAGGAGAUGGAUGUGAAAGAUUCGGUGACUAUGGAAAGUGUUAAGGCCGAUGGCAAAACUAUUGGUGAGGUUAUGUUCAGGGGAAACACUGUGAUGAGUGGCUACUUUAAGGACUUGAAGGCGACUGAGGAGGCUUUCGAGGGAGGAUGGUUUCGUAGUGGGGAUGUUGGUGUGAAACAUGAGGAUGGUUAUAUUCAACUUAAGGAUAGAAAGAAAGAUGUGGUGAUAUCAGGAGGGGAGAAUGUGAGUACAGUUGAGGUUGAGACUGUGUUGUAUAGCCAUGAAGCAGUGCUCGAGGCUGCUGUAGUGGCGCGCCCAGAUAAGCUUUGGGGGGAAACACCUUGUGCUUUUGUGACACUUAAGGAAGGAUUUGAUAACAACAAUGUCAGUGUUGAUCAUAUCAUCAAAUUCUGUAGGGAUCGUUUGCCUCAUUACAUGGCUCCCAAGACAGUAGUAUUUGAAGAUUUACCAAAGACUUCAACUGGAAAGAUACAAAAAUAUAUUCUAAAGGAAAAGGCAAGAGCCAUGGGAAGCCUUUCUUAAACUUGUAGAUACAAAAAGUCAGGGCAAUACCCUUUUGCUGUAAAAAGAUGGUGAACAUUUUGUUAUCAUGAAAUAACUAUCUUCACCCAUGUACUUUUAUUUUCAGGCCUAUGGUGAAUCAGUACAGUAACCCAUGUGUUAAUAAAGUGUUACAAAGAAGUAAAGGUUUGAAAAAACAAUAGACUUUCAUAAUUUCCAUAAAUCACAAUUUUUGUUCGUAUUUAUUGUAUUUGUUUUUUGAUUUCAGAUGUGUAAUGCGUUUUAUGAGUGUAUUAUUGUGAAUAUAUAUGAUUAAUGAAAAUAUUAUUGUGACAA